AUGGAUACCAAAUCCGACGUCAACCAUGUCGAGCGCUUGGAGAGGGAUUCUCUCGAUGGGAUCGAGGUGUCCAAGUCCAAGAUCGAGGUCAGCGGCACUGUCAAGCUCACCGAUGGCAAGACCGUGUAUAUUCCUACUCCCACUGCUGAUCCUCAGGAUCCCCUGAACAUGCCCAUGUGGCAAAAGGUCGUGGUCCUGGUCAUCAUCUCGUUCUUCUCUACCAUUGGUCUGGCCUUGGUGUCCGGAUUCGGUGGCCUGCUGGGAUUUUACAUCCCUGGCUACGCCGCUGUUGGCAAGGGCUACGCCGAUAUCACGCAUCUGAUGACUUAUCCCACCCUUUUCAUGGGUAUUGGAAACUUGAUUGGAAUGCCCCUCGGAAUCGCAGUUGGUCGACGAAUCGUUCUCCUCGUAGCCACGGCUAUCAUGAUACUCAGUGCUGGUCUGUGUGCGGGCGCAACCAGCUACGAAUGGCAUCUUGCCGGACGUAUUAUUCUUGGCUUGGCCGCUGGUCAGAGCGAGGCCCUUGUGCCCAUGAUCACACAGGAAAUGUUCUUCCUUCACGAGCGAGGCCGCUGCAUGAUGAUUCAGCAGACUAUCCAGACCAUCCUCACCGCUAUCUUCGUUAUCUUCGCCGGUCCCAUUGCUGAAGCCAUCACUCCUGAGUGGUGGUACGGACUUGGUGCCAUCCUGUCCGCCGUUUCUCUGGUUGCCGCUUUCUUUUUCGUUCCCGAGACAAAGUACCAUCGCCCCAAGUCCUCAUUCCAGUCUGGUGGCAGCUCUGAUGAUGAGGCGGUUAUUAUGGUCUGCACCGAGCGUCCUGAGCUCGACUACAUCAACUUUGCUCCUCGCACCUGGCGAUCUAACCUCCGACUCUGGGUCGGAGCUCCUGAGUGGAACAAGAUCAUUGAGAUUUUCUCUCAAACCUUUGGUCUCAUGCUUUUCCCUAACGUCCUCUGGGCUCUUUGCCUUAACGGCCUAACUCUGGGCGUCAAUAUUGCUAUUGGAACCACAUACGGUCAAAUCGUGACCAGCCCUCCCUACAACUGGCCCCAGUCAUCCGCCAGCUACGUCAACGCAGGCCAAAUCGUCACCUCUCUUAUCGCACUUCCCUGCUUUGGCUACGGAUCUGACAAGCUUAUCAAGUGGUUCGCCAACCGACGCAACGGUAUGCACGAGCCUGAGAUUCGCCUGCUUCCUCUUGCGUUCCCCAUGGUUGUUGGUGUGUUCACUUGUGUUUUGUACGGACUUGGUGCCACCCACCCCGAGAACUACCAUUGGUUUACAUAUGUCUGGGCUGUUGCUGCUUAUUACUUCACCUUCGUUGGUGCCAACAUCGUGGCCAUCACCUACCUCCUCGACAGUUAUCCUCAGCGCGCCGGUCCUCUCCUGGUCAUCAUUUGUGCCGUCCGAGGUAUCAUGUCCUUUGGCGUGUCUUACGGUAUCCAGCCCUUCAUUGAGAGGAACGGUUAUGAUGGUGCCUUUGCUGUAUUCGGUGGAUUGACUGGUGCUUUCGGUGUUCUCGGCAUCUUUGUCUUCAUCUUUGGCAAGAAGAUUCGACAGAUUACUGGAAAGUAUGCUGGCGAAAAGGAUAAGGAUGUUUAA
Molecule: messenger RNA, 1602 nt
Organism: Fusarium sp. VM40
Lineage: Eukaryota; Fungi; Ascomycota; Sordariomycetes; Hypocreales; Nectriaceae
Source: the annotation of a GenBank genome assembly